Molecule: messenger RNA, 1431 nt
Organism: Durusdinium trenchii
Lineage: Eukaryota; Dinophyceae; Suessiales; Symbiodiniaceae
Source: the annotation of a GenBank genome assembly
GUUUUGUCAUGUCCUCCGCUUGUUUAAGGCUAGGGCGCGGGCACUUCGAAGGGAAAUCUGCUAACAGCAGCGUCCCCACGGAGGUUGUUUUGCCUGGCCCGGUCACCUUUGUGGAUUGUGAGGACCAAUAUUCUGCUGUGAUCUUGGAGGAUGGGAACCUCUUCACCUGGGGUUCAAACGGGCACGGCAGGCUUGGGCAAGGUACUACGGCACAGAGUCUGCCUUCUCCGGGCCUAGUUUGUGAUGGAAUGCAGAGCCUCUCCUUGGGAUCCCUCUAUGCUGGUGCAGUCGGCCGUGGAGGGGAACUGCUGAUGUGGGGCUAUGGCGGUCAUGGAAACCUUGGCCUUGGGGACCGGCGCUCCUGCAAUCAACCCCAGAGAGUGGAAAACCUUGAGCCGAUCUUGCAAGUGGCGUGCACUCGCGGUCAAGAAGGCUGCAAGGGUGGGCUGAAUCCCAAAGAAGGAGGUCAAGAAGGCCCACACACUGUGCUGGUCGCAGUCUCUGGUGCCUUAUAUACAAUGGGCACUUGCCACAAAGGCUUACUGUGCAAUCUCGGUGCCAAAGAUGGUGCAUUUGGAAGGCCCUGGGACGAGUUUCGGCCGUAUCGUGUGGGUGGCCCCUUGCGCAAUGCAGCUGAUGGUCCCCUGUCACCACUGGGCCUAGCGCCGCCCUAUGAUGCUGUGGGCCCCGCGGUGGCUGCGGUGUCGGCGCAUAUCCAUUGCGCAGUACUUUGUGCUGAUGGAAAAGCUUGGGCUUGGGGCUGUGGAAGUAAUGAUGGGCGGUGCGGUGUGGAGCGCUUUUUGAACAAGAAGGGCGAAGGAAAGCCUCCUGAGGUCGACAUGAUGAAGUGCUACAUGAUGGGGCCGCAUCGCAUCGGUUCCGGGGUUCAGAUUCUGGAUCUGUGAGCAAAGAGGUCCUUGGCUUGGCAUUCUUGACUUUCAUGGCUUGGUGCCCAGGCUUGGCCCGUCCACUCUACUGGAAGCAUCCCAGCCUGCAAGGUCAGCAGGUUCUGAUGCUCAGCACCGGGCGCAACCACAUGGCGGCCAUUGCAAUACCUGGUGGCGAGUGAGAGAUUGGGUUCAAAGCCUUUAUCCGAGCGAGCUUCCAAAGAAAGUAUCAAAAUUUUCAGGCCAGCUUUGCUUCUUGCUUUUUGGAACCUCAUAGUUCCUCGAGGGCUGAUCAUAAGUAUGGGCACAGCGAGACCGUAUGAAGGAAGAAUACGAGAGGAAACUAUUGCUUUUCCUGUAUGUUGCAAGUGCGAAAUGGUCUUUGCUGCACUUGGAAUAGCUCAAGGGCGAGAGUGUUGCAGAGACCACCGUUUCACUUGACAGUUAUUGUCAUUGCCAGUGGCAUGAGCAAAGCUCUCACACUGUCUUUGCCGCAUUCGGCCACUCAAAUGUCCAAAGAUUGCAAGGCGCUUUUGCGAUCAGG